This is a messenger RNA of Colletotrichum acutatum, 1797 nucleotides long. Its product is annotated as cytochrome P450. The transcript is spliced from 3 exons. Gene Ontology annotation, molecular function: monooxygenase activity; heme binding; oxidoreductase activity, acting on paired donors, with incorporation or reduction of molecular oxygen. The coding region runs from base 52 to 1773 and encodes 573 amino acids. NCBI's taxonomy places the organism in Eukaryota, Fungi, Ascomycota, Sordariomycetes, Glomerellales, Glomerellaceae. The record is from RefSeq and is a predicted model, not a curated record.
AGUUUUAUCAGUCUUCACAUACCAAAGGAUAUAGCGACCUCAAUUCUAGAUAUGUCGGCCUUCACCGUUUUCCCAUCAGCUCACAUUAUCGGGAUUGUUUUGAUCCUGAUCUAUCUUUUUCGUCAGUUCUUCCUUCCAAAACUGCUCCCUGGCAUACCCCACAACAAGCAUGUUACCAGCCGUCUCUUUGGAGAUCUCUCUGAGAUGCUUGCCUAUGCUAAGGAACACGGCGAAUAUUUUACUUGGCUCGCACAGCAGAACCGUCGACUAGAGAGCCCUGUAGUCCAAGUUUUUAUACGUCCAUUUCAAAAACCAUGGGUUCUGUUGGCCGACUACAGAGAAAGCCGUGACAUCAUGACGCGGCGUACCAAGGAGUUUGACCGAAGUCGAUUCAACGGGGAGAUUCUUGGAGGUUUACUACCGGAUGCUCAUCCCCACAUGCGAUCUCAGUCUGCAGAAUUCAAACGGAACAAAUCUUUGAUAGACAAUCUCAUGACCUCAAAGUUUCUCAACGAGGUUGAAUCUCAUCACAUCUAUGCCUGUAUUAGCACCAUGGUCAAGCUUUGGCGCACAAAGAUGAAAAUAGGGCAAAGCAGGCCAUUUCCUGCAAAUUCAGACAUCUUCAAUGGAACGCUCGAUGCCGCUUUCGCAAGCACGUUCGGCCUUGAUGAGAAAGACAGUUCGACCAGCAAACAACUCAAUCUCCUCCUUUCCCAGACUGAUUCCAUUAGACUUCCCGCGAGCGUCAAUGAUCCUGCGAGAUUCCCUCAGGCCUCGCGACCCCAGGAUUUUGAGGCUAUCCUAACUCUCACGGAUCUCAAUGACAUCACUAUCAAAUUCCCCAUCCCUCGGUUGGCAUUCUGGGUCAUCAGUAAAACCAGGCGGUUCUGCCGAGCGCUACGGCUCAAGGAAGAUCUGAUUGAGAGAGGAAUCAAUGCAGCUGAAGAGCGACUGCAAACUGGGCAGAAAACGAACCGCUCAGCUAUUGAUGACAUUCUUUACCAUGAACAAAAAGUUGCAGAGAAGGAACAUCGUUCACCAGACUAUUAUAGUCGACAUAUCCGCGAUGAGAUCUUUGCAUUCAUCAUAGCGGGACACGACACCACCGCCGCGACCAUGUCAUGGGGCGUGAAGUAUCUCUCAGAUAACACCCAGGCCCAAAACCGUCUCCGCGGAGAAUUGCACAAAGCCUACUCACAAGCCGUCUCCGAAGACCGCGAGCCCAGUGUCGCUGAAAUCACGGGAACUCCUAUCGCCUAUCUGGACGCAUGUCUGGAGGAGAUCAUCCGCGUAUCCGUGGUUGGCGGCGGCGUGGUCCGUCAGGCGCUGGUCGACACCCAGCUGUUAGGCUUCAACAUACCGAAAGGAACCGAGGUCUUCUGUGUGCCCAAUGGUCCCGGAAUCUUCACACCCCCAAUAAAAGUCGACGAGGAGCAGAGGAGCCGCACCGCCCGAUAUGGUAAAAGCCCGAAAAUCAGAGAGUGGUCAGUCGACGAUAUGGACGAGUUCCAGCCGGAGCGCUGGCUUAGGAAGGACGAAAGCAGCGGUGAGUGGAUAUAUGACUCACGUGCCGGCCCUACGUUAUCAUUUGGGCUGGGGCCGAGAGCUUGUUUUGGACGGGCAAUGGCUUAUCUGGAGCUGAGAAUAAUGGUGGUGCUUUUCCUUUGGAAUUUUGUUCUCGAAUCAUGUGGCCAGGAACUGAGCUCAUAUGAUACUACACAGAGGCUUUCUAGACAGCCGAGGCAGUGCUAUAUUAAACUCUCGCCAGCUUAAUAGGAAGUCUAUUAUAUAACUACU